Tigriopus californicus is the source of this 1019-nucleotide messenger RNA. RefSeq names its product membrane-associated progesterone receptor component 1-like. Lineage: Eukaryota; Metazoa; Arthropoda; Copepoda; Harpacticoida; Harpacticidae. The record is from RefSeq and is a predicted model, not a curated record. The transcript is spliced from 4 exons. Gene Ontology annotation, cellular component: endomembrane system; membrane. The coding region runs from base 141 to 752 and encodes 203 amino acids.
CUCGUACACUUGGACUUGAGACUCGGUUCAGAGCACUGAAAGCGACUGAGAGUGCAUGUGCUGAAGUGCUCAAAUUCCUUGAAAAUCAAUUGUGCUUCAUUGAUACUAUCAUUGUUCACUUCCUCUGAGACCUCAAAGCAAUGUCGGAACCGACUCCAACCGAGGAGACAAUGGCAAAUAGUGAUUCAGGGUGGAUGUCAUGGUUUACAGCGGAAUUAACCGGAUCUCCUGUGAAUUGUAUCCUCCUGGUGGCCAUCGUCUAUCUUCUGUACAAAAUUUUCAAAUCUGAUGAAGUACCCGGACCUUCCACUCCAAUUGAACCUCCCGUCCCUCCCAUGAAAAAACGGGAUUUCACUCUGAAGGAACUCAAGGAAUUGGGCGAUGGAACAUCCGGGGAAGGUCGCAUCCUCGUGGCCGUUAACGGCAAGGUCUACGAUGUCACAAAGGGCAAGCGAUUUUAUGGCCCAGGUGGUCCCUACUCGUGUUUCGCUGGUCGAGAUGCCUCUCGUGGAUUGGCCACCUUCUCUGUAAGUGCCAUUAAUGAAGAAUACGACGAUCUGUCGGAUCUAAAACCCUCGGAAAUGGAACAAGUUCGUGAGUGGGAGCUCCAGUUCAGUGAAAAAUACACAUAUGUUGGGAAAUUGCUGAAACCCGGCGAGCAGCCCACCAGUUAUUCGGACGAGGAAGAUGAUGACGAAGACGACAUUGAGGAGAUUCCUCGCCAUGAUGAUGUCAACAAAAAAGACCUAUAAAGCGGAGGUUUGGUUUCAGCAGCUCUCGUAUCUAUUCUUCACGCCAUAAUCCGAUCAGAUUGAUUCAACAACAAUAAAUAACCUAAACUUCUGGGGCGUGAAGACUCCAUUUUUGACCGUUGAUGUGGCAUACCGUCCUAUCUCCGUAUUGGUACAGGAAUGGUCAUCCGGUUGAAUGACAAAUAUGUUUUCAUCACAUCACUUGGAAACGAUUAUGCUAUUAUGACGUGUCAUGUGAUUGCCAAAAUUAAAAGAAAUGUUCUCUUA